CAAUAUCUUAGCUAUUCUAAUCAGGUAUGUCUAUAUUUACAAUAUCUCAGCUAUGCUAAUCAGGUAUGUCUAUGUUUACAAUAUUUUAGCUAUACUAAUCAGGUAUGUCUAUAUUUACAAUAUCUCAGCUAUGCUAAUCAGGUAUGUCUAUAUUUACAAUAUCUCAGCUAUGCUAGUCAGGUAUGUCUAUAUUUACAAUAUCUUAGCUAUGCUAAUCAGGUAUGUCUAUAUUUACAAUAUCUCAGC
Messenger RNA from Lottia gigantea (owl limpet), 246 nucleotides. RefSeq lists its product as hypothetical. The transcript has a single exon. The record is from RefSeq and is a predicted model, not a curated record. The annotation marks the transcript as partial. Lineage: Eukaryota; Metazoa; Mollusca; Gastropoda; Lottiidae.